Molecule: messenger RNA, 1692 nt
Organism: Mucor mucedo
Lineage: Eukaryota; Fungi; Mucoromycota; Mucoromycetes; Mucorales; Mucoraceae
Product: rab-GTPase-TBC domain-containing protein
Exons: 4
Coding region: 43-1566 (507 amino acids)
Source: RefSeq, a predicted model, not a curated record
CUUCUCUCUCUCUCUCUUUUUUUUUUAUUUGCUCUUAUAAAAAUGACAAGCUUAAAUACAGAAUAUCCACAGCCAACAUUCACAAAAGAAAACAUUAUUCGUUCUACAGCAAUUACUUUUUCAGACGACGAUAGUGCCUGUUCGUUCGAUUCUGAAGAAGAAGAAAAGUUACUGACGCCACCUAUUCAAUCAUCUUCGCCCUCUUUAGAUCAAGAGGAGGAAGAACCAGUAAUCAACACAAUUGCAGAAGAGGAAGAAGAAACUGACAUUGAUUGGGAAUUCUGGUCCAAAGUGAUUUCAGACUUCAAUAAUUUCAACCAAUCAGAGAUAAAGCUACUCUCAUUUCAAGUGCAGCGUGGUAUUCCCUCUGCACUGAGAGGCACUAUCUGGCCAUUGCUUGCCAAAAAAGUAGAGAGUGGCUUACAAGACGAUUAUAUUCACUUAUUAAAACAAGAGUCUGUCUACGAAAAGGCAAUUACGCGUGAUUUGCAUCGUACAUUUCCUCACCACCCUUAUUUUCAAAGUGCGAUUGGUCAAGAAUCGUUAUUUAAUGUCGUCAAAGCUUAUUCCUUGUAUGAUCCUGAAGUAGGUUAUUGUCAGGGCUUAUCUUUUGUCGCUGGUCCUUUGCUUUUAAACAUGCCUGAAGAGGAAGCGUUUUGUAUCCUAGUGCAAUUAAUGCAAAACUAUAAAUUAAGAGGCCAUUUUACACCUCAGCUCGAUCUUUUACGACAACGUUUAUUUCAAUUCGAUGGAUUAUUACAAGAUUAUUUACCUCAUGUACAUCGUCAUUUCUUGGAACAAGGCGUUCGAUCUAAUAUGUAUGCCUCUCAAUGGUUCUUGACCAUGUUUGCUUACAAGUUCCCGCUCAAGGUUGUUUAUCGUAUCUACGAUACCUUGUUCACAGAAGGUGUAGACUGUCUUUUUAGAAUUGGUUUGGCCUUACUGUCCAAGAACCAGUCAACCAUCUUGUCGCUUGACUUUGAGUCUUUAGUGACGUACCUUAAAGAUGGUAUGCUUACUAUUUACAAUGACAAUAUCACGGAUCUGCUAAGUGAAUCCUUUGACAUAAAGAUUUCUACGAGACGGUUAGAAAAGCUUGCUAAAGACUACCAGAUCGAGACAAUCAAGGCAGACACUGAAGCGAGUCUGAUUGAAUCAUUGCGAAAGAAGAACCGAUUGUUAAGCGAGCAAUACCAAAGCCUUGAGACGGAGAACAAGAUAUGUCAAAAGGAGCAUGCGCUGGUCGCAGAAGAACUGAUUGAAAAGAAGCUAGAGUUAGCACGCGUGCAUGAUGAGAAUGAUGCACUUGUUCAACAGGCAAGUGAAUUAAGACGAGUUUUACAAGUGAUACCAGGGCAGAUCGAGAGCCAGGUGCAGUCUGAUAUGACAAUCCUGUGUGUCAAGAAUCAAGAUUUGACCCAAAAGAAUGCGCAAUUACAAGAUCAAUUAGCUGAUAUGGAAACAUUAGUGAUUGAAAUGAAGCUCAAGUACGCACAAAGUGAAAGUGAUCGAUAUAGUCUAAAUCAGAAAUUAUUGGACUUGAAGAAAUGGAUGAAAAAUGUUUAAAAAAAAAAUAAGACCUCUCUUCCACCGAGUCAACUUUUUUUGUCGUUUUUGAAAAAAAAAAAUAGAUGUUUAUAAAUAUACCCUGCCCUUACUUUUUUUUCUUUUUGUUUUUCUCUCUCUCUUUUU